Messenger RNA from [Candida] anglica, 1353 nucleotides. NCBI's taxonomy places the organism in Eukaryota, Fungi, Ascomycota, Pichiomycetes, Serinales, Debaryomycetaceae. The record is from the annotation of a GenBank genome assembly.
GCUAAUCAUCCCACGAGUAGCCAUCGUUAGCAUCAUCAUGACUCGUAGUGAUUCCGGGACAAAGGCAUCCACCGCGACGCGCACGGCGCCGCCUAUAGACGGACUGGCCUUUGUGUCUUCUGACCUGGCAUUGGCGGAAACCCCGGCUCAACCUGCGAUUAGCACCACCACCACUUCCUCCAAUGCCCAUGCAUCUAACCCCCAUUCCAAAAGUCAUCCCGCUGGAUCAGAUCCUUCUGGGAAGACCCCUUCGCACGGAUCGCUCUAUAAAUCAUCAUAUCUGGCCGCGAUCGAACGAAAUCAAAUACACAUCUCGAGACUCUUACUCACUGCAUUCUACGUGGUACACGUCCUUUACACGCCUGCAACUCCCUACACCAGUAAGUUUAUCCAUCUCCAGUACCCAACGGGGGAGGUCAACCCAGUUGACGGCGGGCUUCUCUACGACAUUGGCCACGACGACGUGUACUUUAUCAUAUUCUGGGUGGUGACCCUCACCUUUUUAAGAUCUGCACUCAUGCUGUAUUGUUUCAAGCCUUUGGCCACCCAUGUAUGCAAGAUCCAUUCCAAUAAGGCCAUCACUCGUUUUGCUGAACAAGGUUGGGCAAACUUCUAUUACAUGUGUCUGUUUGCCUUGGGUGUUUACCUCUAUGUGGGAUCUCCAUACUUUAUGAGUCUUGAUCAUUUAUUUGUUGGAUGGCCUCAUUAUCAACUCACAGCCCUCUUCAAGAAAUAUUACCUUAUUCUGAUUGCGUUCUGGGUCCAACAAUUCUUUGUGUUGAACAUUGAAGAACGUCGUAAGGACCAUUACCAGAUGUUCCUGCAUCAUAUCAUCACGUUUGCCCUUGUGGUUGGAAGUUAUUACUACUACUUCACAAGAAUCGGUCAUGCGAUCUUGAUGAUCAUGGACUCGGUAGACAUCUUUUUGGUCACGGCCAAGAUGUUGAAAUAUCUGGGGUUCACUCGUGCAUGUGAUGUCAUGUUUAUAUUAUUUUUGGGUCUGUGGAUCAUCUUAAGACAUGGGGUUUAUAACGUGUUAUUUUAUCAUACAUGGCGUCAUUCACAAGACUUGAUGGUAGGUACGGAAUGUCAAGCUGGUGUUGAGAUGAAACGGUGUUGGACCCCAUUCAUCAUGAAUGUAUUCAAGGCACUCUUGGGAGGUUUACAAAUCUUAACCAUGGUUUGGAUGUACUUCAUCUUGAAAGUAGCAUACAAGGUUAUCAUGGGCAAGGGCGCCGAAGAUGUACGGAGUGAUGAAGAUGACACCGAGGAGGAACAUGACGAAAAGGAAGAGGAGGUGGAUGAAGAGGAUUAAUGCGUAUGUUGUAUAGGUAGAAGAAUAAAUGAAAUGAA